UGAUGGACGAUGGCAAAAUCUAUCGAUGUGAUCUCGUCAUCGAAAAUCCAUUUGUUAGUCUGUUUGUACACAAUGCAACGCCCUUCAUAAGAAUACUGGGCCUCCCCCGCACUGGGAUCUCUUUCUCCUUCUCGUAUACCUUUCUUCUGGGUUCACAACUCGAACCAUCUUGCCAGCAUCCAUUGAAAUCCCAAAGAUGGGUUCAACACAGAAGAGACCCAAUUUUCUCGUUAUUGUCGCCGAUGACCUCGGUUUCAGCGACCUCGGCGCAUAUGGAUCUGAGAUCGCAACGCCUAAUCUCGACAAACUGGCAGCACAAGGAGUGCGCUUCUCCAACUUCCAUACCGCUUCAGCAUGCUCUCCGACCCGGUCCAUGCUUUUCUCGGGUACCGAUAACCAUAUCGCCGGAUUGGGACAAAUGAUGGAGCAUAUGGCCCAGCACGGAGACUACUUCAAGGAUAAACCAGGUUACGAGGGGUAUCUGAACUGGAGAGUGGCGGCGUUGUCCGAGAUUCUGCAAGAUGCAGGCUAUUUGAAUAUCAUGUCUGGAAAAUGGCAUCUUGGCUUGACAAAAGAACUCGCUCCUUGUUCGCGAGGGUUUGACAAGGUUUUUUCAUUUCUUCCUGGCUCGGGGAAUCACCACGCGUAUGAGCCGCAGUUGGACAGUGACGAGUUCUACAUUCCAUGCCUUAAUACAGAGGGCCAUUGGAUGGAUGGAGACAAAUACAUUAACCAUAAAACGGAUCUUCCCUCGGAUUUCUUCUCAACCGCGUCAUUUACCGAUCGUCUUAUCAAUUUUUGGGAAGACCGUACAGUAGAGGAGAAACAGCAGCCGUUUUUCUCGUACCUAGCCUUCACUGCGCCGCAUUGGCCACUGCAGGCCUCGCGAGAUAAGAUCAAGAAGUAUACCGGUAAAUACGAUGCUGGUCCCGAUGCGCUUACUCAAUCUCGCCUGAAGAAUCUGAAGAAGCUUGGAAUUGUCCCUCCAAAUGCAGAGGCCGCUCCGCCAUGCGGUUCCCUGGGCAAAAGCUGGGAUGAGAUGGGCAACGAGGAACGAAAGAAAUCCGCAAGAGCAAUGGAAAUUUUUGCAGCCAUGGUUGAGACCAUCGACGAUAAUGUCGGCCGCGUCCUUGACUAUUUGACAUCAACAGGAGAACUAGACAACACCUUUGUACUAUUCAUGUCCGACAACGGAGCAGAGGGCGCUGCACUCGAAGCUCUCCCAAUGAUGGGAGGCGAAGACACCCUAGGAUCCAUCAUCGAAAAGUACUACGACAACAGCCUUGAAAACAUGGGCAACAAGGACUCCUUCAUCUGGUACGGUCCCCAAUGGGCCUGCGCAGCAAGCGCACCCUUACGAGGCUUUAAAUGCUGGAUCACAGAGGGCGGAAUCCGCUGCCCCUGUAUCGUCCGCUACCCCAACUUCAACAUUAAAAAUGAAACCAUAACCCAUUCAUUCGGAACGGUCAUGGACAUUCUACCAACAAUUCUCGAGCUCGCUGGGGUCCCACACCCAGGGACUCGAUUCCGGGGCCGCGAUGUAGUUCUCCCUCGCGGUAAAUCGUGGGUUACGCACCUAGCGUCUCAGAAUCUAGAAAAUACAUCAAUCCACGGCGAGGAUAUCCACAUCCACGGCUGGGAACUGUUCGGGUGCCGCGCCAUCCGCGAAGGGCCCUGGAAGGCAAUCUGGAUGAACAAGCCCCGAGGUAAAGACGACUGGGAACUAUACAAUCUACACGAGGAUCCAAGUGAGGUCAACGAUCUCUCCGACGCAGAGCCCGAGAUUCUGAAACGGCUGAUUCGACAUUGGGAGCGAUAUUAUGCGGAGACGGGGAUGGUGCAGACGCCUGUUUUUGCGGUGACGAAGGCGUAAAAAUUUUUUUUUUUUCUCUCUUAUUAUACUUUGG
Messenger RNA from Aspergillus ochraceoroseus IBT 24754, 1907 nucleotides. Its product is annotated as arylsulfatase. The transcript is spliced from 6 exons. The coding region runs from base 197 to 1873 and encodes 558 amino acids. The record is from RefSeq and is a predicted model, not a curated record. Lineage: Eukaryota; Fungi; Ascomycota; Eurotiomycetes; Eurotiales; Aspergillaceae. Gene Ontology annotation, molecular function: arylsulfatase activity.